This is a messenger RNA of Eucalyptus grandis, 656 nucleotides long. Its product is annotated as EPIDERMAL PATTERNING FACTOR-like protein 9. The coding region runs from base 208 to 561 and encodes 117 amino acids. The transcript has 4 exons. NCBI's taxonomy places the organism in Eukaryota, Viridiplantae, Streptophyta, Magnoliopsida, Myrtales, Myrtaceae. The record is from RefSeq and is a predicted model, not a curated record. Gene Ontology annotation, biological process: positive regulation of stomatal complex development.
UAGCUCAGUCUAUCUCUUAUGGUCAGUAAUUGACCACAACCCUCCCCUUCAGUCCUCUCUCUCUCUCUCUCCCCCUUCCCCUUAUCUUUCACAUAAAUUCAAACCCCUCGCUUUGAAACUUCACAGCGAGAGAGAGAGAAAGAGAGAGAGAGAGAGAGAGAGAGAGAGAGAGAGAGAGAGAGAGAGGGUCUGAUUCGCAUUUCAAAAAUGGCUAAACUUAAAUUACCUCUCUUUCUGCUGCUUCUCUUCAGCUUGAUUCUUGCUGCUUCCGUUAUUCAAGGUUCAAGAACAAAUCCUGAAUAUCAUGUAGCUUCAUUACAGAGAGAAGCCGCGCAUUCGCAGGAUAUGAAGCUUCAGGGGGAAGAGGAUGAGAACGAAGAUAAGGACUCAAGAAGAUUAAUGAUUGGGUCGACCAGGCCAAUAUGCACAUACAAUGAAUGCAGAGGUUGCAAGUACAGAUGCAGGGCGGAACAAGUUCCUGUUGAAGGGAAUGAUCCCAUUAACAGUGCUUACCACUACAGAUGUGUUUGUCAUAGAAAAUGGCAAAGAUGGAUUCAAUGAAGCCAAGAAGGAUCCAUCAAUUAGAGCGUGAAAGGUCCUUUCAUUGAGUGUACCAGAAAGAGAAAAAUAAGUAAAUAAAAAUAUCCCAUCAUUCU